Molecule: messenger RNA, 2407 nt
Organism: Armigeres subalbatus
Lineage: Eukaryota; Metazoa; Arthropoda; Insecta; Diptera; Culicidae
Gene: Zip102B
Product: zinc transporter ZIP9
Exons: 2
Coding region: 378-1289 (303 amino acids)
Biological process (GO): transmembrane transport; zinc ion transport
Cellular component (GO): membrane
Molecular function (GO): metal ion transmembrane transporter activity
Source: RefSeq, a predicted model, not a curated record
CCAAAAUGAACCGCUAGAGGUAGAGGCUCACUUUGCACUUGACUUUCUGUUUAUCGUUUUGGUUCGUGCGUUGCUUUCUGAGAACAGUGAGAGUGAAGCCCGAAUUCGAUAGAGGAGGGUGCCCAUAGCUGAAGCAGCAAAAACAUUGGACACGUAGCUGGCCCAGCAAAAUAAAAGCUGUUUUCAGUGGUAUUCUAUCUACUCCCGUUGGUCCGAGCGGUAGACUUCUGCAGCAGUGUCAAUCAAUCUGAGCAGCAUCAGGCUAGGUGAAACUGGGGAUUGGAUGGGAAAUUAGAACACCGAAAUCGAAUUGACCAAAAGGUGAACGAACGGCAAGCAAUUUUUGGUGACAGAAACCAUCAACAACAGCGAUCAAAAUGGACGAGACUGUGAUGUUGAUACUCCUGGUGAUUGUCAUGUUGGUGGGUUCAUAUCUUGCGGGAAAUAUCCCGCUAGUUGUGACGUUAUCAGAGGAGAAACUAAAGAAUGUUUCCAUCUUUGGAGCAGGGCUGCUUGUAGGAACGGCGCUAACAGUUAUUAUACCCGAGGGGAUCCGAUCCCUAUACGAUGAAAGCAAUCUUGAGGCAAAAACGGUGGAAACCUCGGGAGCUCCGGAUCAUAAGCACAGUGCAGAUGAGCAUUCGUCCACAAUCGGUUUAUCACUUGUGCUAGGAUUUGUGUUUAUGAUGUUGGUGGAUCAGGUAUCUUCUCGACGGAAAGAAGGUUCCAAUGAGCGCAAUUUGACUGCCACAAUUGGUUUGGUGGUCCAUGCCGCUGCUGAUGGAGUAGCUCUGGGUGCAGCAGCUACUACUAGUCACUCAGAUGUAGAAAUUAUCGUAUUCCUUGCCAUUAUGUUACACAAAGCUCCAGCUGCUUUCGGUUUGGUCAGUUUUUUGCUGCACGAAGGAAUCGAGCGACAACGGAUACGAAAACAUUUGUUGAUCUUUUCAUUGUCGGCACCGCUUUUGACUUUGCUUACAUUCUUCGGAAUCGGAAGCGAACAGAAGGAAACUCUAGAGUCCCUGAAUGCCACCGGCAUUGCGAUGCUGUUUUCUGCCGGAACGUUCCUAUACGUGGCAACGGUUCAUGUACUACCGGAGCUAACGCAUAACACCGGUCAUGGAGGUCAUCGCAGUGGCAGUCAUACCGAUUAUAAUCUACUAGAGUCGGCUGCCAGUGGUAAGGUUGCGGUCCACGGUGGUGGAAGUGGGCUGAAAAACACAGAAUUGGCUCUGCUCAUCAUGGGGGCCUUGAUGCCGCUGUUCCUCACCGUCGGGCACCAUCACUAGAGCGAGUGAGCGAGAUUCGUCGAGGUCAACGAAAACAUUGCCAAAACUAUUCCCUAUCUAUAGUACGGCCUGGGUGGAAUUAUAGGUAGGACCAAAAUUAGGACGCAAUUCCAUUAUGCAGGCGUUUUCCAAUGCAAAUCAGAACGAAACAUUCGACCUGGAGGCGAGUUAAUUUUUAAACAGGAGAUCGAUGCGGUCUCGAGGUAUGUGAUGCAAUAUUUUUGCUUUUAUUAUAGCUCAAGUUGUGUACGCUCCACACCCAUUUAUUCAUUAUGUUUUUUUUUGUUUUAGCUUCAAAUUGUAAUCGCAAUAAGUCUUAAACGAUACAAUUAUAUUAUUAUGAAACGAUUGCACUAGAUAGAAGUUCUUCUUAUUUAUCUAUUUCUACAUUUGAAGAUUUAAAUAGAUAUUCAUUUUUUGUUGUAUAAUGCAAAAACUAUCAUAAUCGAACAUAAAAAAUUCCAGGUUUCAUUAUUCUUUUAGCAUCUGUCUAGUGUUAUCGUACCACUAAUUGUAAUUGUCUAGCAAUAUAGAAAAAAAUGUUUUCUAAUCUGCAAAUACAAACAUUAUUCUUCUGCUAGACGGAACAAAGAUUGCGGAACUGAUAGCAGAAGUAACCAGAAGCUAAUAAAUUUUAUCAUACAAACUAAACACACGCGCUCGAGGGCGUCCUUUGUUUCAAGCGGAUCUUGAUUCAUAGUACCUAGACCUUCAGAACUUUCACUCAAAACUUUCCUCAUUUCGGAAAAAAUGCCGUCUACUUACCUGCUCAUCAGAUCAGACGUAAUGAUAGGCACCUCGUAACGCGCGAUGUAAAUAGACGAACGUGACAAUGACUUUACGCCGACACGUACACAGGUUGAUAACUAUUACUGUUUACCCUUAGAUUUAAGUGACGAACGAAGAUGCAACUAAAGACCAACGGAACAAAAUACUACCUAAUAGAAGGACAUUGCUCGAUGUGUAUUUUUCGCUUCUCCCCCCAACUAGUUGUAACAAAUGCUAUUUGUUUGUUGUAGACUGGUACCUAUAUGUGUAGACUGAGCGAAUGCGUUCAAAUUAUGUAAUGUAAUAAAAAAAAUGUGAAAAUACACAACAUUGUUGAUAAGUAAAUCAAA